AUGGACACCAUCACGUUCGACGACGAGCCACCGCCCGAACCGCGCGAUGGCUGGCUGCUGGUGCGCGUGUUUGUGCCCGAGCUGAACGUCCACAAGUGUCUCCAGUUUCCGUCGGACAAGAUCGUGUGGGAUGUGAAGCAGCAGUGCCUAGCGUCGUUGCCCAAGGUUGCCUAUUGGUUUUGGGAACUGAAGGAAAGUUUCAACUAUGGUUUAUUCUCCCCGCCAUCGAACGGCAAGGCAGGCAAAUUUCUUGACGAAGAACGACGAUUAGGAGAUUAUCCAUUUAAUGGACCAGUCGGUUAUUUGGAGCUGAAAUACAAACGGCGGGUGUACAAGAUGCUCAACCUGGACGAGCGCCAGCUGAAGGCGCUGCACACCCGAGCCAACCUGCGCCGCUUCAUCGAGUGCAUCAACAGCGGGCAGGUGGAAAAGAUCGCCAAGAUGUGUGCCAAAGGAUUGGACCCGAAUUUCCACUGCCAGGAAACGGGCGAAACGCCGCUCACCAUCGCGACCGGUGCGAAAAAGCCGAACAAACUGCUAAUAGCGCUCGUUAACGGUGGCGCGCUGCUCGACUAUCGGACGCGCGACGGCGCCACGGCCCUGCAUCGAGCGGUUGAGCGUGACAGCCUGGAAGCGGUCAGCACUCUUUUGGAGCUUGGAGCAUCUCCCAACUACCGGGAUACAAAAGGUUUGACGCCAGUGUAUUUAUCUGUCACGCGAAAAACAGACCCCAAAAUCAGCGAAGUUCUCCUGCAUGAUCAUGCCACGCUCGGCAUCCAGGAUAGCCAAGGAUGGCAGGAAGUACACCAGGCUUGUCGGAACGGGUUAGUACAUCAUUUAGAACAUUUACUGUUCUACGGUGCGGAUAUGGAUGGUCAGAACGCUUCCGGCAACACGCCGCUGCAUGUUUGCGCUGUUAACAAUCAGGAGGCUUGCGCUAGAAUGCUACUCUUUCGUGGUGCCAACCGAGGCGCACUAAACUAUGCCAACCAGACACCGUACCAGGUUGCUGUGAUUGCCGGCAAUCUAGAACUGGCUGAGAUGAUACAAAAUUACAAGAGCGAGGAUAUUGUCCCGUUCCGUGGACCGCCACGGUAUAACCCACGGCGUCGAUCCGGGCUGGGCUGGGGAUCGACGCUAUCGCGCAUUUACGGUGGCCCACCGUCCCCCUGCCCGUCCGAGCAUCCGUUCAGCUCCGCCAGCUCCAGUCUGUCGGAGGGUUCCAGCCACCGUAGCCAUGAGGAUGACAUCAGCAUCGUAACAGAUAAGAGCCUGGGAGACACGAGCGACAUCAUCAGCGACUCGUCCGGUGUUGGCACGAACUCCGACAGUGCGGCCUGCUCGAUCGGCCAUCCGAGCACGACCGUCGUCUGCAUGGAGGGCUACGACGCUGGCCUGUCCGGGCACAUCCACAUACAGCCAGGCGACGUCAUUGAGGUGGUCGGAUCGACCGAUUGCGGCCUGCUGGAGGGUUUCGUGCGGGGCACGAACAAGACCGGCUUCUUCCCCGCCAGCUGCGUGCAGGAGGUGCAAUUCCGGCAGAAGAGCAUUAUCAACGUGUCCACUUCUACGCCGCACCAUCACUAUCUGAUCAACACGAGCAGCAAUGAAAUCGUCAGCCACGAUCUGCAGCAACAGCUGCAACAGCAAAAAUCUGCUCUCGAUAAACAACAACAGCAUCACCAACAACAACAACAUCAACAACAGCAGCAGCAGCAGCAGCAGCAGCAGCAGCAGCAGCAACAACAGCAGCAGCAGCAAUACAACAGCCAAACAGCUCCACGAGUGAAAAAAGCAAUCAUCGGUGAGCCACGCACAGUGGUAUUACAUCGGGCCAAACGGGGCUUCGGAUUCAUUCUUCGUGGCGCCAAAGCAUCUUCCCCGUUGAUGCAGCUCAAGCCAUCCCCUCGGUGCCCAGCUUUGCAGUACUUGGAUGACGUCGAUCCGGGAGGUGUGGCCGACAUGGCUGGCUUGAAACCGGGCGACUUUCUACUGGCCAUUAAUAACGAAGAUGUAGCUUGUGCCUCACACGAGCACGUGGUGGAUCUGAUCCGGAACUCGGGCACACUGGUAUCGAUGACCGUGGUGACGCUUUCCCAGAACCUCAUCAACUCGAUGAUGCUGGAAUCGUCGGAAAUUGCUAGCCAACACUCGUCCGGCUCAGGCAUGAGCACCCCGAUAUCGUCCCGCCAAUGUUCGACGCUGCCUCGGCGUAUGAAUGGCGGUGCACCGAGCAGCUGCAAGCAACCGGCUCCGAUGCCUCCCCGCCGCGAUCCAAAGACGACGCUCAGUGUCGGCCGUGCGCGGGCCAAGUCGAUGGUGGCCGGGCUGGAGGGUGGCGGCGAAAAGGGCGAUGACGAUGAGCUGCUAAACGCGACCAAAUCCACCUCGGCCGAAUCGAUUCACCAGGCGCAACUGCAGGCGCAACUCCAAGCAAUCCAGCAGCAGCAGUUGCAGCACCAACAGCAGCUGUCCCACUCAGCCAUGGGAACGCCGACGCAAGCGGGCCCCGGAACGCCCGUGCAGCCACGUACUGCCAGCAUCAAGUCGCGACCAACGUCUAGUCGAAUCACGGCCGCCGAGUUGGAAGAACUGUUCCAGCGCCAGCAGGGAGCUGACGCAAACCGCUGCUCCAUGCUCAUGACCAGCUCUCGGUUCCAGUCGACCGGAUUCGACAGCGGCACCGGCACACCACCUACGUCGCCACAGAAGGGACCGAUCGUGUACGCCAGCGUGGCCGAGAUGAAGCGCAAGAAGUCCUCCAAGAUGGGGGUCGGCACGCUCAAGGGUCGCCCAAUUCCAAUACCGCAGGUCGGUGCCGACCUCAAGCGCACGUUCCACAGCACACCGGACCUUGCAACGAUGCCAUCGGAAGCGAAUCUCGGUGGCACGGUUUCGCUGCUGCAUGGAACCGGUUCCACUGCCGGAUCGCAGCUCGCGAUCAACGCCAACGGCUGGUACAACACCGUCGGUCACAAGGGACACCGAUCUCAGGACGACAUGCACAGUCUCCACAUGUCGCUGCAAAGACUGAACCUACCGCCACCGAAUCAUCCACCGCCGCCACCUCCGGUCGGGCAGGUCGUCAAGGUGGACGUUUCGCGGGGCUCCGAGUACGAAUGUCUCACGGCGCUGCGGAAGCACAUCGCUCAGAAAGCCAAGGUCCAAUCGCAGGUCCUGGAGGCAGAAGUAAUGUCCAGCUUCAAGCCGGCCUCGAACGCGAAACUUUAUGCUUCGCCGCAGGAUAUUCGCAACGUUGGCUACCGCACGCUCAGUGUAAACUCGGCCAGUCCCGUGCCGUCCCUCACCGGGGCUUCCGCAUCCGUGGCAUCUGGAAACAAUCUUACCCCACCUGCCUCAACCGGUGCACCGGAGGGUGCCAAUGUUAACAACACCAGUGUUGAGAUCCGCAAAUCGGCAUCCCUUCGCUCGAAUGCCAGCUCGAAGGUCAGCGUAAAUUCCGGCAGCAUCACUGGGAGCGCUGGAAACAACGUAACCACCGUGACGAUUGGUGGCGGAAACGUGGUAGCGAGCAGCAUAUCUUCGAACCAAUACGCGCUUCCUGGCCGACCCGGUGCAGGAGGCGUGCAACCACAGCAGCAACAAGUUGCGCAACCGCAGGCCCUGUACAAAGCACCACCGAACAGUGCACCGCCACUCCCCGAGCCAGACUACAGUCUCAGCGAGUCAGAUCCGGAUGAGGACAACUCCGUGCGUCUGGUGCGAACACUGAAGAAAACCAAUGGGGAUCUGAAGGCGUCGCAAAAUCCUGGAAUGGCUGCCGAAACCAGUGGCAACAGUAAUACAAGUGGUAGUUCUACCGGGUCCAGCUCCAUGCCGCAUUCGUUCUCGGUGGAGGAGAUACAGAAAAUUCGCACGAAGCUCAAAUCGUCCAAGUCGUACCCGAACGAUUUUCUGCGCAAACAGAACAGUCAACAACAGCCAUCAGCAGGUGCGGAACAAGGUGGUGGCGCACACCACAACGAAGAAGGUGACAACUCGUCGUCGGGCGUAAGCAGCGAUCAGGAGGUGACGAUCACCUGCAAUGACGCUGUAAACCCUCCGCCGCCGAAACAACCGUCUCCGAAGCAACCGAUCAUCGCAACCGCACCAAAACCCUCCGCCAACGUUGUCGCCGCUGGUGCCGUCGCGUCUGGGAUGAGUGAACCAAAGAAAGUGACCCUACGCCUUGGAGCCACCGCCGACGUGGGGCGAAAGGAAAAACCUGUCGAUAGUUCCCCGGAGCGCAGAAGCGACCCGGAAGAGAACGACGAUGCCGAUGGUACGGACAGUCCCAGCCCGCCGGCCACCGGCUUCCAACGGCAUAAUUCGCUCACGCGCAAGCAAGCGGCGACGCUGGCCGCGAACCGAGCAAAGGCUAACCAGCAGAACCUCCAGCAGCGGCACGCAGUAACUCUAGCCACGCUUCCACCACCGAUCGAGGCCGACUCCGACGAAGCCGACUCGUGGUCGCAUCCCCUGGAGGCAUCCGGUGGUAGCGCGCAACUAGCCGAAGGGGCCGGAAUGGUGGUCCUGGCGCCACCGCCCGAGUUCAGCGAUGCUACCGUGAGUCAAAGUAUCCCCGGGAGUGUUAGCAUUAGCGUUCAGUCGCACCAUUCCCAUCAGCAUACGCAUCAGCACCAUCAGCAUCAGCAUCAGCAUGUCCACCAUCACCAUCAGCAUUCGGCACCGGGCGGUUCGGUGGUACUCGGCCACAAUCCGAAUUGCAAGCGGGUCCGAAUCGUUGGUGCGGUGCCGAAAGUUAAUCGUAUGAACAGCCAGUAGGUCUCCCUGGUAGAGCUGAGAGCUGCUUUCAAAGUUUUGUUUAUAUUCUGUAAAAAUAACACAGCAGCAUUACUUUAGUUUAGCAUUUAAGGACAUUUUACUUUAAGCACGCUCUAACCCACACUGGUGUAUCAAAAGUUUCUUUUAACUCAUUCGUCUUCUCACGUGUGGUGUAAGCUUGGACGAAUGGCGUUGAGAUAAGUUUUUGUAAUGCGAAGCGUUUGGAUUUUAAUCGAUGUGUCUUGCAUGAAGUUCUAGCGAUAAACGGGGCCGAGUUAAAACUGUUACAAGUUUUAAAACGAAGUCAAUCUUGUGUAUCGUGCACGUCAUCUAUCUGUCUUGUGUCGCAGCGCCCUGGGCACUAUCAUUGUACGUCCAACCGGUCGUUCGUUCUAGCGGCCAAGGCUCUUACUCCAACCGGGGACCAUCCUUAUCGCCUUCGCGCGCCUUUCCUUUUAAUUACAUUAAUUAACACAGUCAAAUGCAUGCGCGCGAAGGUGAGAUGGCUUGCGUUGCCUUACCGUUUUCGGGUGCUCAACGCUCCGGAUGACGAUCGGCCGGGUGCAACUUCUCCAUUUUAGUUCGUUCUGUACAUAAGACAUUUGUGACCGUAACACCCCCUGGCGUGUCGUCCCUGUGAGCAACUGUCUCUAGAGUGCGUUAAACUAACUGCAAAAAGUCAUUUGGUUGUAAGUUUGCUCUAGACGGCUUGUAUUUUGCAAUUGAUCCGCUUCCACUCGUCCUCUUCCAGCCACACACCCUUCACCUGCAGCCGGUGGGAGGGAAAAUAGAGGAACUGGGGUAGCUGAGCAGUUCCGAACAAACAACGUUUUGUGCACGUUCGAGGUUGUCUUUAAUUUGCGCGAGUGUGUUUUGUACUUCCGCGCAGAGUAAAGGCGCUACACGAGGGAAACUAACUAUUCUUACCAAUCAGAACCGAAACAGUUUUAAAUCAGUAGUAACGUAGGGUAAGGUAAUGUAACAACAAGCCCUAUCAUAGCGAGCGAUUGUACCGGAGGAGAAGCGCUGGCACACAGCAGCGUACGUUUAACAUUAACAGAGGGUAAUGAUAGCAUUAGGAUAACGAUAAGCUAGUUUUGUCUACAGGUAUACUAUGUAAAGCUUUCGAACAUCGUCGAUCAUUAAUCGAAUUUCACAGUUCUCGGAGUCUAAGGGGCGAUCUAUCCUUCAAUAGCAACAGUGGAGGAAUGUAAUCAUUUAGUGAAUUUUGAUGCGAACGCAAAGGAAGAUAGAAAAAGUAUUGAGCAAAAACAUCACUUCUGCGUCAGAAUCCCUUCAGCCUCGCUGACUUGUGCAUAAACAAUUGGCCACAUUUAAUCAUCAAUGGUUGCUCGCACGCGCAUCUGUAAGUAAAGUCCAAAAUACGAAACAAUAUACGAGAAAAGUAAAUCUCGCAGCAAUACGAUGUGUUUUAUUGUAUUUAGUCUAAUUAUCAUGAAAACAAACGCAGAAUAAAAAUGAUUCAUAAAGAAAACUAAAAUCCAAAAUGAGCAAGCCGAUUUUCUACAAAGAUAAAUUAUUCGCCCCAUUUCGGCCGAAAUCACAUACACACACAAACGCACGUCUUGGCUUCAACUGUUAGUUCAAAAUACCAAUAGGAAAAGUUAUGCUUAAACAAAACCGUACUCGGUAUUGGGACACGAACGCCGAACUUGCCGCAUUGGGCGAGGGAGAAGAAUUUCCAUUUUAAAUGAACGAACCAAAUCCAACAAACAUUUAUAGCAGAGAAAAACGGCGAGUGGGCAGUGGUGCAGCGAGUUGGACGUCCUGCUCCUCUAAAAUCUAAGGUUAGGGUCGCCAUAGGGUUGAGUCGCUGGGUCGUGAAAUUUUAUAUUAACCAACGGUAAAAGACACAAACUGUAUCGGAAGAGGAGGAGAACCACAAGUGAAAGGCUCAUUUCAAGUUUUCGGAAACCAACAUGCAUCCAGCGUCUUCGAGGGUUAGGAGGAAGGGGAAGUAUUGCGGUCUAAUUUGCUCACUUUGCAGAAUAAUAGAAAACAUACCUGCACGAGCAACAGCCAAUUCUACGCUAGAACCAAACGAUUAUGCUUUUAAUUGAGUAGAUCAAAUCGAAUAGCAAAAGCAAGCAAAAAAUCCUCACACAAAAACAAACAAAGGAUGGAGGAAUAUAAAGAUGGUCGAUAAACCCAGACUCCGUUUUGGACUGUUGGUUCCACGUUCCCAAAUCAAGUAACGUAUUGAACGCUUUCCGCGAUGAAAAGGAGCAAAUAUGUUCGUGAGCAGCUUCAAGCUAAGCGAUUAGUCGACAAAACAGCAAACUAGAUGCAUAAAGGAACACGUAGACAGAAAACCUCCACAGUUGUCCUUUCCGAGCAUUUUCCAGAACUGUAUCGCUGAAGCGAAUACAAUGGCACAACUUCACGAGCCCCACAAUACACACACAUCGUCACGAAUAUGUCAGUUCUGUAUUGAAUAUUCCCCACAAUAAGUAUGAUAUUGAAAUAAAACAUGAUAUUGGUACAUAACGA
Messenger RNA from Anopheles coustani, 7296 nucleotides. RefSeq lists its product as uncharacterized. The transcript has 13 exons. Lineage: Eukaryota; Metazoa; Arthropoda; Insecta; Diptera; Culicidae. Gene Ontology annotation, cellular component: postsynaptic density; dendritic spine; postsynaptic membrane. Gene Ontology annotation, molecular function: synaptic receptor adaptor activity; ionotropic glutamate receptor binding. The coding region runs from base 1 to 4785 and encodes 1594 amino acids. The record is from RefSeq and is a predicted model, not a curated record.